ACCAACACCAGGUUGUUUUCGGCAAAAAAUUAAAUCUGGAUGAUGUUUCGCCAUGAGGGUGAAACUAUGGAUGAGUAACUCCAAAAUAAGGAAUUGUUUACGUAGCGGUAACGAAAAGAAGAAAAACUUAGAUCACAGUUUUUGUAAUAACAUCUAUACUAAACUUCCGGAAUCUGAAAUCUCAGAAAAUGGAAAAAGCUAAAGGUAAACCAGAUCCAGGAGAAAAGGAAUCAGUGCCAAAAUUCGAUGAAAAUGAGGAAGUCACAUUUAGUUCUUUGGGUGUCGUCGAUGUAUUAUGUGAAGCAUGUGAACUUCUGAAAUGGAAGCAUCCAACCAAAAUACAAAAAGAAGCAAUACCUGUUGCAUUAAAAGGAAAGGAUGUCAUUGGUUUGGCAGAAACUGGAUCAGGAAAAACUGGAGCAUUUGCAAUACCUAUUCUUCAAGCUCUCUUGGAAAACCCCCAGCGUUUAUUUGGUCUAAUUCUCACUCCAACUCGAGAGUUAGCUUUCCAGAUAUCUGAACAAAUUGAGGCUUUAGGAGCUGCUAUUAGUAUCAAAUGUGCUGUGAUUGUUGGAGGUGUUGAUAUGAUGACUCAAGCAUUAGUUCUGGCCAAAAAGCCUCAUAUAGUUAUUGCUACACCUGGGCGUUUAGUUGACCAUUUUGAAAACACAAAAGGUUUCAAUAUGAAAGCUUUGAAACAUUUGGUUAUGGAUGAAGCAGACAGAAUUCUUAACAUGGAUUUUACAGAUGACAUUGACAAAAUAUUGCAAGCUCUUCCUCGGGAUCGAAAAACUUAUCUUUACUCUGCAACAAUGACCAAAAAGGUUGCUAAACUUCAACGGGCAUCUUUGAAAAAUCCAGUGCGACUGGAAGUCUCAACCAAAUAUACAACAGUAGACAAACUCCAGCAAUUCUAUUUAUUCAUUCCAGCUAGAUUUAAGGAUGUUUACCUCACUUUUGUAUUGAAUGAACAAUCAGGGAAGUCUUGUAUCAUUUUCUGUAAUACCUGUUCUAGUACUCAACGUAUUGCUCUGAUGUUACGUAACCUUGGCAUAAGUGCAAUUCCUUUACAUGGUCAACUUUCACAGGAAAAGAGACUUGGAUCACUCAACAAAUUUCGCAGCAAGUCUAAUUCUGUUCUGCUUGCAACUGAUGUUGCUAGUAGAGGUCUUGACAUUCCCCAUGUGGACAUAGUAAUUAAUUUUGAUAUCCCAAUGCGUUCUAAAGAUUAUAUUCACCGUGUUGGACGAACUGCUCGAGCUGGACGAUCAGGCAAAUCCAUAACUUUUGUAACACAAUAUGAUGUGGAACUAUACCAGAGAAUUGAACAUUUGAUUGGAAAGAAACUUCCAUUAUUUAAAGUUGAAGAAGAGGAAGUAAUGUUAUUGACUGAGCGGGUUUCAGAAGCACAACGUUUAGCAAAGCUAGAACUGUCAGAAAGUUUUAAUAAGAAACGAAAACAUAAAGAUGAUGAAGAAGUAGAAGCAUAUUCUGGACCAAAAAAGAAGUUUAAGAAGAAGAAAAAACAUUAACUGUAGUAUGUUGAAAAUAAAAACUUCAUGUUUUGUAUCAUC
Molecule: messenger RNA, 1574 nt
Organism: Octopus bimaculoides (California two-spot octopus)
Lineage: Eukaryota; Metazoa; Mollusca; Cephalopoda; Octopoda; Octopodidae
Product: putative ATP-dependent RNA helicase DDX47
Cellular component (GO): cytosol
Molecular function (GO): RNA helicase activity; ATP binding; nucleic acid binding
Source: RefSeq, a predicted model, not a curated record